CGGGACAUCGCUGUAUGAGGUACCUGAUUGGUCAGUGCUCUAGAUCUGCACAGGAAAUGUGUCCAAACUUUGAUAGAUCACAUCCGGGACUUGUUUCUUUCUCCGCCGGCUUGUACAGAAACCCUCUGCGGAGUCUGAGGCAGAUUCCUUCUUCCUGAGAGACAGUGUAAGAGAUCAAACAGGAAGUGGAGAUGGAUCUCAGACCGUUGCUGUUGUGUGUGGCGCUCUGUGUGGCUCAUAUCUCCACCAAACCCAUGGAGAAGAAGGAGCGAGUCCAUCACGAUGCUCCUCUCAGUGACAAGGAGCACGACGACCAGGAGAAUUUCGACUACGACCACGAAGCCUUCCUCGGCCAGGAGGAGGCCAAGACCUUCGACCAGCUCACACCAGAGGAGAGUAAAGAGAGACUGGGUAAAAUCGUGGAGAAGAUCGAUGAGGAUCACGAUGGCUUCGUGACGGUGGACGAGAUGAAGAACUGGAUUAAACACGCCCAGAAGCGCUGGAUUUAUGAAGACGUGGACCGACAGUGGCAGGCUCAUGACCUGGACUCAGAUGGACACGUGUCCUGGGAGGAGUACAAGAACGCUACAUAUGGAUACGUCCUCGAUGAGUCGGACCCUGAGGACGGAUUUAACUACAAGCAGAUGAUGAGCAGAGACGAGCGUCGGUUUAAGAUGGCGGAUAAAGACGGAGACGUGAGAGCGAAUCGUGAGGAGUUCACCGCGUUCCUGCACCCUGAGGAGUACGGCUACAUGCAGGACAUCGUGGUUCUGGAGACGAUGGAGGACAUCGACAAAAACGGAGACGGGUUUAUCGACCUGGAGGAGUACAUCGGUGAUAUGUACAGUCAGGAUGGAGACUCUACAGAACCCGAGUGGGUGAAGACGGAGCGAGAACAGUUCACUGAGUUCAGAGAUAAAAAUAAAGAUGGACGGAUGGAUAAAGAGGAGACGAAAGACUGGAUUCUGCCGUCUGACUACGAUCACGCCGAGGCUGAGGCCAAACACCUGCUGUACGAAUCGGAUGCAGAUAAAGACGGACGUCUGACGAAGCAGGAGAUUGUGGAUAAGUACGACCUCUUCGUGGGGAGCCAAGCAACGGAUUUCGGAGAGGCAUUAGUACGACACGACGAGUUUUAAUCCUGAAUCCUCUGCACAUGAAGAAACACAAAACGGACUGUAAUUUAUUUCCUGAUUCCCCCAGCUCGAUCCUACAAACUUCCAGAACUCCCAGUUCAGUACACUUACUGGUUUCUAGGGAUGUUUUUUUGGAAAAGGAAAUAAUCCGUGAUGAAUCGAGUUCAUUUUUAUGUUCGGAAGUUUUAAGUUUAUUCCUUAGGUAGAUACAUAGCUACGAAAUUCUGUGCGCGUGUGUGUGUGUGUGUGCGCGUGUGUGUGUGUGUGUGUGUGUGUGUGUGUGUGUGUGUUAAUGCACUGAACACUUAAAGUAUUCCCAAAUCAUUUUGUAUCAAGGAUUUUUUUGGAGUGUUCAGGUCUCUCCAGCGGCGUGCGGAAGGAUUCUGCCGGAUCAUGGAAGUCUGAGGAGAUGAAGAAUCUUCAGCAGAUGUUCCUCCUGAGCUGAAGAUCAGUCCCUACACGUAGCUGUGCCGAAGCACCGGUCACCAUCGGAGCAUUAACCACUGCCUACAUUUUACUAACCUAAUAUUUUAGGGUCCAGCAGAUUUUUGUGUUACGUCCUUCAUAAGAGUGCUAUAAUGUGUUAUAAGGAGUCACGGCUGCUUUAUUUUAUUUCUGGUCACUACAUUCUGUUCCUCUGAAUCACCAAGAUCACGGUCGAACCCACAUUUCCUUAUUUUUGUGUGUAUUUUCAGUCGAUUGUACAGUACUUACUGAGCUUCCUUUUCCAAAACCAAUUUUUGGAAUGACCAAUGACUGAAAUGAAAUGACCUGUCCAGGUGUGAAGCUUCUGUAUAAACCUUCUGUUUGUGUUUAAACUGUAAACUUGUGUGCAGUGACCGAUGAGGGUGUGAAUACAGCACACGGCCUGCACCUGAGAGGCUUUUCACAAUAAAAUAUAUGAAAAUGAA
This is a messenger RNA of Hemibagrus wyckioides, 2047 nucleotides long. It is a transcript of the gene calub, whose product is annotated as calumenin b. The record is from RefSeq and is a predicted model, not a curated record. Lineage: Eukaryota; Metazoa; Chordata; Actinopteri; Siluriformes; Bagridae. The transcript has 7 exons. Gene Ontology annotation, cellular component: endoplasmic reticulum. Bases 192 to 1139 code for a protein of 315 amino acids. Gene Ontology annotation, molecular function: calcium ion binding.